UUAGUGAGAUCUGAGUGACGUCCUUCACUUCCAGUCCUAGAGGCAUCCUUAAAUCCUCCCUCCGGCCCCCUUCAGUCUCGCACAGGUGUACCAGCUCCUCCCCUUCAGUCUUGCACAGGUGUACGAGCUCCUCCCCUUCAGUCUUGUACAUGUGUACCGGCUCCUCCCCUUCAGUCUUGCACAGGUGUACCGGCUCCUCCCCUUCAGUCUUGUACAGGUGUACCGGCUCCUCCCCUUCAGUCUUGCACAGGUGUACCGGCUCCUCCCCUUCAGUCUUGCACAGAUGUACCGGCUCCUCCCCUUCAGUCUUGUACAGAUGUACCCGGCUCCUCCCCUUCAGUCUUGCACAGAUGUACCGGCUCCUCCCCUUCAGUCUUGCACAGGUGUACCGACUCCUCACCUCCAGUCUUGCACAGGUGUACCGGCUCCUCCCCUUCAGUCUUGCACAGGUGUACCUGCUCCUCCCCUUCACUCUUGCACAGGUGUACCGGCUCCUCCCCUUCACUCUUGCACAGGUGUACCGGCUCCUCCCCUUCAGUCUUGCACAGGUGUAUCAGCUCCUCUCCUUCAGUCUUGCA
Molecule: messenger RNA, 578 nt
Organism: Staurois parvus
Lineage: Eukaryota; Metazoa; Chordata; Amphibia; Anura; Ranidae
Source: the annotation of a GenBank genome assembly